This is a messenger RNA of Talaromyces proteolyticus, 3123 nucleotides long. RefSeq lists its product as uncharacterized. The coding region runs from base 105 to 2801 and encodes 898 amino acids. The record is from RefSeq and is a predicted model, not a curated record. The transcript is spliced from 2 exons. Lineage: Eukaryota; Fungi; Ascomycota; Eurotiomycetes; Eurotiales; Trichocomaceae.
GAUAAUCGCAACUAACCGAUCCUUCUGCGUUUUCUACUCCAUGGCAUGUGCACGGCAACGAAAUCUUCUUUAUACUUCUUAAUAGUCAAUGCAAGACCUGCAGCAUGCGCUUGCGACUUGUGAUUAUCCGCCACGGCCUGCCGGCGGCUCGUAUCCUGUGGACUGUUCCUCUCGGGCAGGGCUCACACCCUGUAUCCUCAUCUGAGCUCACGUCAAAUAUAACGCCGAAUGCUGCAUACGGACAAGGCACCUGCACGAUUGCGCAGUUACUGGAGGAUGUGAAUGAAGUUGUGCCACUCGAGACUGCGGCGGGUGAGCUGGGGGAAAACGACGAGUUUGGUGGUCAGUGGGGACUGGAGGAUUAUGUCGUUGAAGUGAAUCACUUUGAGUGCCUUCAUUUUAUGGAUAUUGGCGGACUGCUGCGGGAUGGUGAUGAAGUUGUGAUUCGUGCUCUGGGGCUGUCUGAUUUACGUGCUAGGAGACUUUCCGGUCGAGUUCAGAUAUCGUCGGAUGGCAGGCGAUUGAUUGAUGGAGUCUCAUUCGGUAGACCAUUCUUGAAACGAUCCUUCUCGUCUAGACCACCAAUCAGAAUUCCUCCUAGGAAGCGUAGGAGGACUACUUUCGCAGGCUGGGCUGGAAAUGCGCAACAGGAUGAUUAUGAUGAAGAAGUUGAUACAACACAAGGUGUAAUUGGCAACGAGUUGACAGUAUACGAAGAUGUCUCCGAACAGGGAACCGUUAUCAGACACUCGCCGAAGCUGUACGAUGAUGCCAACGACUCUGAGAAUGACGACGACUCUUCUUCCAGCGUAGACUACAGUGAAGACGAGGAUCUAGCUGAGGAAUUAAAAGUCUUGAGAGAUGAAGCAGACGAAAAUUCGCCCCCUGACCAAAUUGACACUGAAAGUCCUCGUAUGACUCGCAGUUCUGGCCGUGUUUCUAGGAUGACGUAUCGACUCCCCAUUCCAACAAGCAGUCCUGAACGUCCAUCGGAAGCCACGCCAUCCCGUUUCACUAACAGUACUGCCGGAGUGGAACCUUCGCCAAAAUCAACAAAAAGCGUACGUUUUGGAUUAGUGAAUAUAAAAGAUUCCGCCCGCACGGAUGAUUUGCUUCCCCCGGAUAGUGAAGACGAGUCAUAUGAGUCAGAUGAUGAGUCGGUAGCAGAGUCCUCCUCCUCAGAAACGAGCAAUGUGGACAGCUCUGUUGAGAACACUCAGGACGACGCAUUAAGCAACAUGGAGGCAGACUCUAGUGACUCUAGUACCAGCGACGAGUCUUCAGUCUCCGAAGAGACUGAUUCGGAAUCGGAGUCGGAGUCUGACAGCCCCUCAUUGAUGGAAGAGCCCGAGCAAACGGUGGUGUACACUGCGCCAGGCAGGGGCUCCACCAAGACCAAGAACAGCAAUCGGCGAAAGAAGCUUCGAACGAGAUUAAAAAAGCUAAAGGAACUCGGCCACUUACCUGCAGAGGCUAAUUUCGAAGACUUGCAGAAAUGGGAGCUUGAUCAUGGCAAAAUACCACUCAUGGAGGUAACAGAUCUGGAGAAACCACGCAGCUCUCAGGCUCGGCAGGAGCAGUCCGAGUUUGAAAAAAGAAGACAGCAGUUACUUCGAGAUCUUGCAUCGGGUGGGAUCGAUGUGGAUGCUCAUUCGGAGAAAGAAAAUAUUCCGCCGAAAUCUAAGAAUGGGAGAGAUUCUACCACCAACACACCAAAGCAGGUGGAAGCGGGAGGGCCAGCUGAUAAGUCUGUGGAAAUGGUUGAUGCGUCUAUUGUUGACGAGGGGGACGAAGAGGGCGAACCUAGUCCUUCAUCAAACAAGAGGCGAAAACUUGAUAUCUCCAGUACAAAGCGUCUUCUUUUUGGUUCUCUAGGUGUGCGAACUCCCAAAACUAAGGAAGAUGAGGAAAGAACCCGUAACAAGCUGGCAGGGCCAAGGAAGGAAAUCCAGGAAUCUAAUGGCAAGAAACCAACCGUCCUAGAAGAGGGGAUUGAAAGCGACCACGAGGACAAUUGGCAGUCGAAAGUGAUUUUGGCAGCAACUGAGUGCAUCUUUAAUGAUGUCGAACUUAUACCUCCUCCAUUCCCUUUCCAGCAGCGCUGGGAUGCCGAUGCGGUCUCCACCAUUCGUCAGCUCAAAGGUUCGAAAAACAAACGGAGCAAGAAAAAGAGGAAAUCGCAGGAUUAUCAUGAAGAAGAGUAUUAUGAGGAGUACUAUGACGAUGCAGGAUAUUUGGGCGAUGCUACUGAGGACUAUGCGAAUGGUGAUAUUACUCUGAAUUACGACGACGAGCCAUCAACCUUACACGAGCAUACUAUGGAGACGUACACCAAUGGAGAAGAUGUGGGCGAUCUGCCUCAGCUUCCAGAAGACCUGAAUUCCGUGCCAAACCUGUCCCAGGGCGAAGCUGUGGCCGGUGCCAUCAUAGCUUUCAUGCAGUUAGAUAUGUCUAAGGCCACGAACUGGCAGCCUCGGGUAUCUGGAUAUCGAGUGGGUAGGAUUGACUUUGUGCUAGGAGACGGCAGUUUGAGUAUUCAACUCGCGAAGCGAGACCGAGAAAAGCGAGAGACGGUUAUCGACGAGGAUGGCGUCCGCGAAUAUUCUGGGUUUGAAAUGCCUGACGAUGAGGAAGAACAAGCAGUCGAGGACGAUGGUUUCCGCAGCUUAUCUUUUGAUGAGUUGCUCGAACCGAAACUUCUCCAACCGGCGAAUCAGGAAAAGGCGGCCUCUGUUGUCGAUGGAAGUCAGGAACCUAGUCUGUCAGUUGGCAAAUUUCCUUUCUCCUCGUCUUCUUUGUGAGGACGUCUAAAUGCAGCUACCCUUGCUUUCCAUCUCACAAACAAUGUAAUAUCUUGUUAAACUUACAAUAUCAAAAUGUUAAUAGACAUAAUGCCACAAAUUUCGGACGCAGUAAUGCAUCUGCAGACGAUUCCUUCCAUUCUGUAGAAGCUGAGCUGCCUACCGUCUCGUCUCAAGCUCGUCUCGAGAUUUCGCAGAUCAUUCGCGACGCCGGGUUUCGGUCAACAAUCGAUUCAGAUGUCUGUAUUCCCGUGCUGGAAAAUGGCGUGGUUGAUGAAGUAGGGGAACAGUAUGAGGGAAGCCUUGUUGUGCAAUCUUCGCC